This is a messenger RNA of Pangasianodon hypophthalmus (striped catfish), 2076 nucleotides long. It is a transcript of the gene tbxas1, whose product is annotated as thromboxane A synthase 1 (platelet). The record is from RefSeq and is a predicted model, not a curated record. The transcript has 14 exons. Gene Ontology annotation, molecular function: heme binding; steroid hydroxylase activity; oxidoreductase activity, acting on paired donors, with incorporation or reduction of molecular oxygen. Lineage: Eukaryota; Metazoa; Chordata; Actinopteri; Siluriformes; Pangasiidae. Bases 75 to 1700 code for a protein of 541 amino acids.
CUAAAGCCAAAACAUUGAUCAGAGCUGUUUAGUACUGUCUAUUACAAUUCAUUCAGUUUGUGCUGCAUCCUGACAUGCUGAUGAUGUUCGGUGCUGAGCCAAGUGGAUUCUCCGUGUCCCUUGGCCUUUUCCUGCUCUUCUUGGUUCUUCUGUACUGGUAUUCCACCUCCCCCUAUUCGGUCUUGCAGCGAUGUGGCAUCCGACACCCCAAACCAGCUCCGUUCUUCGGAAACAUGAUGCUGUUUCGACAUGAUUUUUUCAAAGCUCAGAAGGACCUGGUCAAGCAGUACGGCCGAGUGUGUGGUUAUUAUCUAGCCAGACAGCCAGUGGUGGUGAUAGCUGACCCAGACAUGCUCAGACAGGUUAUGGUGAAGGAGUUUCAUAACUUCCCAAACAGAAUGUUAUUUAGGAUGGCUACAAAGCCGAUGAAGGACAGUCUUGUCAUGCUGAGGGAUGAACAGUGGAAACGAGUACGCAGCAUCCUCACACCAACCUUCAGCGCAGCCAAGAUGAAAGAGAUGGUCCCUCUUAUCCAUGUAGCUACAGAAACAUUACUGAACAACCUGAAGGCUUACGCGGAGUCUGGAGAGAGUGUCGACAUCUACAGGUGUUUUGGUUGCUUCACUAUGGAUGUGAUAGCAAGUGUGGCGUUUGGCAUGCAAGUGGACUCCCAGAACAACCCCAGCGACCCAUUUGUGCACUACGCCUCCAAGUUCUUUGCCUUCUCUUUUUUCCGACCCAUCAUGUUCAUCUUCAUGACUUUCCCGUUCCUGAUUGGGCCGUUCGGUGGCUUGAUGCGAGAUAAAGACAGCAGUGCGAUGAGCAGGUUCUUCACCACUUGCAUUCAGAAACUUAUAAAGCAGAGGGAUGAAUUGCCACCUAGUCAGAGGCGGAGGGACUUCCUGCAGCUGAUGCUGGAUGUGAGGAGCAGUAAGGAAUGUGUAUCCCUGGAUCACUUUGACGUGGUCAAUCAAGCAGAUGAGCAAGUUGUGGCUGACGGAAAGUCAGAAAGCUCCCGUGAGUCGGCAAAACGCAGCCAGCAGAAAAGGAUGAUGACGGAGGAUGAGAUCGUAGGCCAGGCCUUCAUCUUCCUCGUCGCUGGCUAUGAGACAAGCAGUAACACUCUUGCAUUCGCCUGCUACCUGCUGGCCACCCACCCGGACUGUCAGAAGAAAGUACAGAGAGAGCUGGACAACUUCUUAAGCAGACACGGCUCCGUAGAUUACACUAAUAUUCAGGAGCUGAAGUAUUUAGACAUGGUGGUGUGUGAGACUCUGAGACUGUAUCCACCAGCAUUUAGAUAUAUGCGCUCUAUUGAGCAUGACUGUGUGGUGAAUGGACAGUUGCUGCCUAAAGGAGCUACACUAGAGAUCCCAGCAGGCUUCCUGCAUUCUGACCCAGAGCACUGGCAUGAGCCGGAGAAAUUCAUACCUGAAAGGUUUACCCCUGAAGCCAAGGCCAGUCGACACCCUUUCGUGUACCUGCCAUUCGGAGCAGGGCCUCGCAGCUGUGUGGGCAUGAGACUGGCCCAGCUGGAGAUUAGGAUGGCACUGGUCAACAUCUUUAAAACAUUUAAUCUGAUGGCAUGUGAGGACACCGAGGUUCCUCUUACUUUAAAGUCAAAUACCACCCUCGGACCCAAGAAUGGAGUUUUUGUCAAAAUUGCCAAGAGAGAGAAUUUUGGUGAUGCACAAAAAUAGACAGUGAUUCCUGUGAGCCUGAUUUUAAGAAAGAAAAAAAAAACUUCUAUAAUCUUGUGAUUAGUAUGUGAAUAAUAGAGGAUAUUACUGAUAUAAUUUUGUAAAAAUACACCAUAUGAAUAUUCAGCCUAAUUAUAUAAACUGAUGUUCCUAAUCUCUUUUACAUUUGAUUUCUUGGAAAUAACAAAUUGCUUUACUCAUUGUAAAUCUACACAAAAGGACAAAAUCUUAUCAUAUUGGGAUCAAGACCAAAGAAUAACAACAGAAGGGACAAUAGGGUGGGAUUCAUCAAAUUAAUGAUUAAUGGUUAAUGAUUCAUUUCAAAUGACUGUAGAUUGCACUGUCAUGGCACCCGUGUAUUAAAAAAAUUCUAAUU